CAAAAAGCAUUUAUCCAUACAACUCCAAUGGGUUAAAAUACUGUAUGUCUUUAAAAUGUUGACACCCAUUUAAUGGCAUUAUAAAACCGGGCAGAGCAGAAAAUUAUUUAAUAUAACUCAUAUGUGAAUGGCUGAAGAAAGUCAUAUAGACCUGGGAUGGCAAGAGGAAAAUUAUAGGAUAAUAAUAAAAUGUAAUUCAAGACAAAUUUAGUACCACUAAGUAAUUUAUACUUACUUAAUAAUAAAAAAGCAAAAAGAUUACAAAUGCAAAUAAUAAACAUGACAUGAUUUAUACGCACCAUCAGCCUGUGUUUUCCUCUUUUGUUCAAACAUACGGGACAUUUUGAUUGCUUUUUAUGACAGAUAUAUUUAUCAUAAAACGAUGGUUUAUGGCCCAACAACUACAUCAACCUUUGUCCUUUACUUCUCUUCUGUAGUCGCCUUUGUACACUUAAACCAGUAGACCUUGGGAUUUAUUUCAGUAACUUUAAAAGAAACUCAUUUUAUAAACAUUUCAAUAGAUGCCUAUACAAUAUGCCUAUGAGAUUAAUAUCCAUGCCAUUACUGUUCUGAAAAAUUUCUGUUUAACUACAAUCAAAUGGUGAGAAACUGAAAUGUAGGCUCCUUUUUGUAGUUAUACACUAAAGAGCUCUUUAAAAGGAAAAGAAAUAUUGGGCCUAAAAAUUGACCUAACUUUGAGUUUGGGUGUGUUUUCAAUCCUAUUGAGCAAGCUACCUAGACAAACAAACAAACAAAUAAACAAAAACCGUGGGGUGGGGAGACAGGUGAAUCUGGACCAACAUUUUAUUGGAUGCCUACAAACGCUGUCUUUGUAGGGUGCACUUUAUGAUUUUGAGACGCCUCCUUUUACAUCUGAUUGUUCAUUAACGCGCUCAGGCGAGAACACGGCGAUCAAUGUGAAAGCAGAAGGUCAUAUUUCAUUUUAACUUGGACAAACAAACCUUACAUUUUGCGGUGUAUACCUUUCUUGGGAAACAUGACAGAGGAUACUAGAAGCAACCCAGGAAAAAACUGGAAGAAACUUCACCUCUUUGGGAAUUUUGCAGACAGUCAUAUUGCAUUUAAAAUUUCGAAAUAAUCAGGCAAACCUUGUUAUUUAAACAAGAGCCUUCUUACAAAACCUCAUCAGGUGUUUUACAUCCUAGCUAACGUUACAAUUUUUUUCCUCCGCUCCGACUACUGUAAUAAACAGAGCUGUGUGCCGCAUUUUAACUUUUUUUUAACAAUGGAUUACCACAGAUGGUUGUUUGCGUUUGUUUUCUGGACAUUUCUCAAGCAAAAUAAUUUCAUGAGUCAGUCUUGCUUUAAUAGCAGUUACAUGAUGAAUGUUGUUUUGUUGGAUGACGACGUAUCGCCUUGGAGCAUCAACUUUGUGAAGCCAGCAGUUAUGAGAGCUAUUCAACAUGAUUCUGAGAUCAACCUUAAAUAUGGUGUGAGUCGCAAUUUAACAGUUAAUUUCAAAGGAUUUCAAACAACUUAUUACCUGAAAAAAGGCUGCACCAAUAGCGCCUGCGAGGGGGUUGAAGUUUUAAAUGAUCUUAAGAAUACAGGUGAGGUGGGAUGUGCUCUCCUGGGACCAACCUGCACCUAUGCUACUUUCCAAAUGGUUGAUCUUGAGAUUGGCUUGGACAUCAAUAUGCCCAUCAUCUCAGCAGGAAGCUUUGGACUUUCAUGUGAUUUUAAGAGAGAUCUGACUCGUCUUUUGCCCCCAGCAAGGAAAAUAUCUAGCUUCUUUGUUUCCUUCUGGGAGUUCAAUGAUCAUAUCAAGGCUACAUGGAAAACAGUGUAUAUAUACAAGAAACAGAAUAACACUGAGGAUUGUUUCUGGUACAUGAAUGCUCUUGAAGUGGAUUCAGCCCCCUUUUCCUCCAGUUUGGAGAAGCGAGUUGUUCUACGAAGAGAGGACGAGCUCAUUCAGGCUUUGGACAGAAAAAAUCGAGAGAGUAAUUUGUUCAUUCUUUGUGGAACGCCCGAAGACAUUAUGGAUCUGAAGAAUGACACUGUGUUGGAUUCUGAUCAUGAAAAUGCCUUUCUCCUGAUUGAUCUUUACAAUGACGUCUAUUACAAUGGUUCAUCUAAUGCUGCUAUGAGGAAUGUUCUGGUUCUAACAAUGCCCAAUACAAGAAGUUACACCAUAGACAAUUCUGACAACAACACGAUGAAUGAUUAUAUUGCAGCAUAUCAUGAUGCAGUACUGCUAUUUGGACAGGUGAUGAGAAACAUUGUCGACAGCUCAAACUUUCAGCAGACCGGGACAGUGAGCAUAAACUAUUUCAGAAAUGUGUCUUUCAAAGGUAUAGCUGGAGAUUAUGAGCUGGAUGAGUUUGGUGACAGAGAUCUGAUAUUUUCUUUGAUCUACACUAACAUUGACAAUGAGUACCAGGUUCUUUAUGAAUUUAAUACUUCCACCAACCAUACAUAUUUAAAGGAUGACAAUCCUUCCUUUAUUUGGCCUCAGCAUCGUCUACCUGAAGACCGUCCAAACAUUAAAGGCCAGCAAGUCCAGGAUAUUGUAAUAACACUGAGCGCAACUGUUGUUGGAGUGAUGGCUACACUUGCCUUCAUCUUUUACUGGCAAAACAGAUCUUAUCGUAACAUGCAGAAGAAAUGGUCUCAUAUUCCAGCAGAGCUCAUUACACCUUUAGAGAUGAAUGAGCGAAAUAUGAUCAGUUUGAAGAUUGAGGAGGAUUCUAUAAAUAACAGUUACAAAUUACGUCGUGCACGCUAUGAUAAAAAGAUUGUUAUCCUUAAUGAAUUAAAGUACACCGAUGGAAGUUUCACUGAGGAACAACGGAGAGAACUCAACGCGCUUUUAAAAAUUGAUUAUUACAACCUGACCAAAUUUUAUGGCACAGUCAAGUUUGACCAUGAAGUUUUUGGAGUGUUCGAGUAUGGAGAGCGGGCAUCUCUUAGACAUGUGCUUAAUGAUAAGAUUUCAUACCCAGAUGAGACUUUCAUGGACUGGCAGUAUAAGAUCUCAGUCAUGUAUGACAUUGCAAAGGGCAUGUCUUAUCUCCACACAAGCAACAUUGCUGUCCAUGGGCGACUUAAAUCCACCAACUGUGUGGUUGACAACCGUAUGGUAGUGAAGAUUGCAGACUUUGGCUUUAACACAAUUCUCAGUCCCAGUAAAGAUUUGUGGACAGCCCCUGAACACUUGCGAAAACAGGGGAUUUCUCAGAAAGGAGAUGUGUACAGUUUUGCCAUCAUUUCCCAGGAGAUCAUGAUGAGGAAGUGCACAUUUUACACACACACCUGCUCUGAUCGUGCUGAGAAGCUGGCCCGAGUGCAGUAUCCCAGUCUAACCUCCAUUUUCAGACCUGAUCUAAACUUUGAGAAUGCAGGCGAAAAAGAACAAGAGGUGUGCAUGCUUAUCAAAAACUGUUGGGAUGAGGACCCAGACAGAAGACCAGACUUUAAAAAGAUAGAAAUCACACUACGAAAGAUUGUCAGUGUUGACAACCAGGCAAGUGAGAGUUACAUGGAAAAUCUGAUUCGGAGGUUGCAGAUGUAUUCCCGUAACCUGGAGUGUCUGGUUGAGGAGCGUACAGCUCUGUACAAGGCUGAAAGAGACAGAGCAGACUACCUAAACUUCAUGCUUUUGCCUGGACCGGUUGUGCGCUCUUUGAAGGAAAGUGGAAUAGUGGAGCCUGAGCUCUUUGAAGAAGUCACCAUCUACUUCAGCGACAUCGUAGGCUUCACCACAUUAUGCUAUUACAGCACACCCAUGGAGGUGGUGGACAUGCUUAAUGAUAUCUACAAGAAAUUUGACAGCAUCCUUGACAAUCAUGAUGUCUAUAAGGUAGAGACGAUUGGUGAUGCAUACAUGGUGGUCUCUGGUCUGCCUCGACGGAAUGGAAACAGACAUGCAAUGGAUAUCUGCCACAUGGCUCUGGACAUCUUGGCCUUCAUGGGCACUUUUGAGUUACGCCAUCUGCCCGGACUGCCUGUGUGGAUCCGUAUUGGUGUGCAUUCAGGCCCUUGUGCUGCUGGUGUAGUGGGAAUUAAAAUGCCCAGAUAUUGCCUGUUUGGAGACACCGUGAACAUAGCAUCUCGAAUGGAGUCCACAGGUCUACCAUUAAGAAUACAUGUGAGCGAGUCAACCAUCAGCAUUCUCCAACGUACAGACUGUAAGUUUGAGUAUGAAAAGAGAGGAGAAACAUACUUAAAGGGUAAAGGAAAAGAGACAACGUACUGGUUGACAGGAGUUACAGGGCAAGAUUAUAACCUACCCAUGCCUCCAACAGCGGAAAACAUGCAACACCUACAACAAGAUCUGGCUCAAAUGAUCAAGACUUGCCUAGAGCAACGUCCCAGCAUGAGGAAAAGAAAGACCCUGUCGACGCGCCACAAGAGGCUAGCAGCCGAAACAGACAUGGAGUGCACAGACCAGCCAGAGUAUCUGAUUAUGGUCACCGGUGACAGCCUAAGCACAUAUCUGUAAGACCAUUCCUAAACAAACAUAUGGACAUUUACACAAAAUGUUUUAUAAUACUUUAGGGUAAACACUGAAAAAUGUGCAUACUUUAUAUUUGGAUAAAAAACAUAUAUACUUUAUUUAUCCUGUGUUAUCUGGUUACUAUCUAUUACUUUCUAUUGCUGUUAUUACUGUCUAUAACUUAGAAUUAGACCUUGCAUUUAAUAUUUCCCUUACUAAAGAUCUAUUAGUCCUUGACACAGAUGCCACAAGCUAUAAAUGCUAUUCCAUUAAUGCCAGUUUCCAGACAGGGUUUAGAUCAAUCCAGGACUAGGCCUUAGUUAUAUUAGGACAUUUAACUUGUUUUUACAUACAUACCUUACAACAAAAACAACUACUGGUGUGCAUCUUGGGACAAAACAAUGGCACUGAUAUAUGUUAAGAUAUUUUUAAAGGCAGCUCAAACAUGCAUUUUAAUCUGGGACUAAGAUAAACCCUGUGCAGAAAUCCGCCCCAUUAUGUUAUUGCGGUAAAAGCUUAACUUAUGGCAUCUGUGUCAAGGACUAGAUAUUUAAUAAAGGAAAUAUAAGUGAUUUAUUAAUUAAUUUAAUUAUUAUAUUAAUUCAUAUUCUCAGCUUUCAGUGACUGUUUAUGUAGUAUGUGAAUGUUUUGUGCACACAAAAUAAUAAUUUACAGAAAUGACCAUGCACAAUUAAAAAGUCUAAAACUUUAUUUGAUUUGUUUUAAUAAUAUCCAUGUACACAGCAGCGCUGUCUGAACAUCUAAUUGAACAUUUUCCACGUGAUUGUUACUUGGACCUGAAUCCAGGUUUGCCAUACAUGCACUACUUAGGGUCUGUUUUUAUAUACAUACCAAAACUAAUAUUUGUGAAUUAUGCAAGGGGUGUAUAAAUAAUUUCAUACAGUAAUUAUAAAGUACAUGACAAAAACUAAAUAAAUAAACAGCAACAUUCUUA
Misgurnus anguillicaudatus (oriental weatherfish) is the source of this 5414-nucleotide messenger RNA. Lineage: Eukaryota; Metazoa; Chordata; Actinopteri; Cypriniformes; Cobitidae. The record is from RefSeq and is a predicted model, not a curated record.